This is a messenger RNA of Pimephales promelas (fathead minnow), 2109 nucleotides long. It is a transcript of the gene zbtb45, whose product is annotated as zinc finger and BTB domain containing 45. Lineage: Eukaryota; Metazoa; Chordata; Actinopteri; Cypriniformes; Leuciscidae. Gene Ontology annotation, biological process: regulation of transcription by RNA polymerase II. Gene Ontology annotation, molecular function: DNA-binding transcription factor activity, RNA polymerase II-specific; RNA polymerase II cis-regulatory region sequence-specific DNA binding; protein binding. The record is from RefSeq and is a predicted model, not a curated record.
ACGGGCUGCUCGCGGAUAUCAGGGCCCGUGAGCGCAGAGAAGGUUCGGUCCGUCGCGAAUCUUCGCAAAUAAAAUCGAGAUCGAUAUAAAAGCAGUAAUGAUCGCGCAGCAGCGUGUUAGUGCACUUUAAACACAUCUGCAGAGCGUCACAGUGAGUCGGGUCGGGUCAUGGCGUCGGGUCCAGAGGCCGUCCACUACAUCCACCUCCACAACUCCAGCCAGUCGGUUCUGGAAGCCCUGAGAUCCCAGCGGCGCAAAGGCCUGUUCUGCGACGUCACGGUGCGCAUCCACGACGCCUCGCUGCGGGCCCACGCCUGCGUGCUAGCGGCCGGGAGCCCCUUCUUCCAGGACAAGCUCCUGCUGGGCCACUCGGAGAUCUCGGUGCCGCCGCUGGUGCCGGCGGAUACGGUGCGGCAGCUUGUGGACUUCAUGUACAGCGGCUCGCUAGUCGUGCUACACUCGCAGGCUCUCUGCAUCCUCACCGCCGCUUCCAUCCUGCAGAUCAAGACCGUCAUCGACGAGUGCACGCAGAUCAUCUCGCAGCGCCGUGGAGGCGGAGCCCCUGGUGGAGGGGUGGGGCCUAAGCAGGAGGAGGGUGGGGCCGUCGGGAAGGGGCGAGAGAGCGCGGCGCUGACGGGCUAUAGCUACGACUGCGCCUCGGACAUGGCGGCCGCUCUGGGAGGCGGAGCUCAAGCGGAGAGUGGCGGGCUUGAAGGGGGCGGAGUCGGCGCUCUAAUGCCCCUCAGCGAGUUAGGAGGUGGGGCUAUGUGUCGAGGGGAGGGGCUCGGUGUUGAAGGGGGUGGGGCCAUGCUGAAGCCCUCGAGCUGCUCGCAGGAGAUCAGCUACAUGUUGGGCGCGGAGCGCGGCGCGGCGAACGAGCGCGUGCCGAUGGCGGAGGAGUACGGCGGUGUGGCAGAGGAGCUGGUGAGCGGGGUGGAGCGAUUCAGCGAAGACGACGAGAGAGACACGCACGACGCAGACAGAGACGCCGACAGAGACAGACAGACUGCGCACACGCGCAAACAGAGGCAGCCGCUGAGACUGCAGGUGCUGGGUGGCGAACAGGUGGUGGUGAAGAACGAGGGCGUGCAGGAAGGGGAGGGGCUGUUUGAGAUGGACGAGAGAGGAAACGCAUCACAUGGCUCACACCAGCCCAGCUACGCACAGGGCGGGUUCUACGAGGACUCCGGAGUGUUCCCGGGCGGCUUCUGGUCUCAGGCGGAUCAGCAGGCGUCUCUGGGCUCGAACCCGCGCAGCCGUGUCAACAAACCACUCUCGCCGCCGCAACCAGCCUCGCAGAACCUCGGCAGCCAGAUGCUGUUCCAGUUUCCUGCCAGUGAAUCACAGAGCCAGUCCUUUUUCGUGGGCGGACCCAUGGUGAUCGACGGCUUGGCUGAUUCGUGCCAGCAGGCCCCGCCCCCUGCUCCUCUGACCCCGGCUCCGCCCCCCUCCACCCCAGCGUGCAUUGCAGGUCCGAGCUUUGCACCACAGGGCUCCGAGACGUCCUUUGACUGCAGCCACUGCGGGAAGUCUCUGCGCUCCCGCAAGAACUACAGCAAACACAUGUUCAUACACUCCGGCCAGAAGCCACACCAGUGCAGCAUCUGCUGGCGCUCCUUCUCUCUGCGGGAUUACCUGCUGAAGCACAUGGUGGUGCACACGGGUGUGCGGGCCUUCCAGUGCUCCGUCUGCAGCAAACGCUUCACGCAGAAGAGCUCGCUGAACGUGCACAUGCGCACACACCGCGUGGAGCGCACCUUCACCUGCGCCGUGUGCCAGCGCGCCUUCACCCACCGCACGCUGCUGGAGAGACACGCCCUGCAGCACCAGCACACCCCCAGCAAACCCAGCAAUCACAGCAGCCACCUGGAGCAGGGCGGGGCCAGUGGGCCGGGCGGAGCCUCCUAGACCGCUUUAGCGGGAUCUUCACACAAACAUGAAGAUCAGCCAAGAUUUACUCUCCCUCAAUCCAUCCGAGGUGUGUAUGCCACUCUUCUCUCAGACAAAUACAGUCAGAGUUAUGUCCUGGAUCUUCCAAGCUUUAUAAUGGCAAUGAAUGGCUGUAGUGCAUCUGUCCAUCAUAAAAGUGCAUCUGUCCAUCAUAAAAGU